Messenger RNA from Amphiprion ocellaris (clown anemonefish), 4451 nucleotides. It is a transcript of the gene il13ra1, whose product is annotated as interleukin 13 receptor, alpha 1. Bases 220 to 1404 code for a protein of 394 amino acids. The record is from RefSeq and is a predicted model, not a curated record. NCBI's taxonomy places the organism in Eukaryota, Metazoa, Chordata, Actinopteri, Pomacentridae. The transcript is spliced from 10 exons. Gene Ontology annotation, molecular function: protein binding.
UCCCAACACUUUUCAUGCCUUCCUCAAAAGAAGCAGCAAGCGAAACUGAAGUCGAGACAGAGACGGACGGGUGGAUUUGUAUUUCUUCGCGUUGAGAAACAAGCUUGGCACCAGACGAGUCGCCUCGCCGGAGACUUUUUCUCUUCAUGCCAACAACUGAGGAAAAUUUUAAGGAAAAGGACUCCCAAAAAACAAAACAAAACAAAACAAAAAAACAGGAUGACCGGGAUGUUUCGGAGUCUGGACUUGUUAGUUUUAAGUUGUCUUUUUCUAACAGUGAUAUCCGAAACAGGCAAAAUCUCACCACCACAAAAUUUUGCACUGCGGUGGAUUGAUGAUUUUACACCAGAGUUGUCCUGGAUACCACAAGAUUCAGUGAGAAAUUGCAACUAUACAGUGACAAUAAUCCCCCAGGAGGGUGCACCUAACAGAGUUACAGUUUUUACAUCUAAGUGGAGUGAUUUCACAAUAUUGGGUGGAAGAUCUCUGAAUUUUUCUGUCACAACUGAUUGCAGUGACGACAGUAGUGAACCGGCUGUUCAUAGCAUCUCUUACCCAGAGCUGGUGAAACAAUUGGACUGCUACAACUAUGCCCCCAGAAAAACUCACUGUCAGUGGAACCCAGCAAGUGAUGCUCCAGAUCUUCGGUUUUUCUAUAAGUUAAUUAAUCAGGUUGGUAGCAGCAGCGAUGAAAGUUCAGAAUUACAAGAAUGCCCAUCGUACAGCUACAGUACUACAGGUGUGAGGACUGGUUGUGAACUGCAGGCAUCCGAACGCCACGAGAUCAACAUCUUGUUUAAUGGAACAGUGAACGACAAACCUGCCCGAAACACUUUCAUUAAACUGCUUAAAGAUCACGUGAGACCACCUGCUCUUAAAUGGACAGUCGUAAAAAGUAAGGAUGCUUUCAGUAUCAGUUGGAUUGCCCCUGACAUCUUCCAACCUUCAAACUGGAAAUACAAUCUCAGAUAUACCGUGUGUAAUAAGACGGCGUGCAAUAAGCCGGAGAUUAUCGGCUUACCCAAAGAAGAGAAAACAUCAUAUCGGCUGGAACGGGACUCUCAGUGGCAGUACUGCAUAGCUAUUCAGGCAGUAGUAGAAACCAGAGGCAACGGAGCGACACCAUGGAGUGCUGACCAGUGUUUUGAGGAAGAUCUGGAUGCGUUGGUGUUCGUUGCCUUUAUCAUCCCAUGUGUGGUCGCUAUUCUGGCAGCCUUGAUGUUUGUCUGUUGUCGGAGGAAUAAGGACAAGUUCUUCCCCAGAAUAAUAACACCCGUGGACUUCAUCACCGAUAUUGACAACAACAACAAGAGCAAUCUUUACAACUUGCAAGCCCCAUCAGAGGAAGAACAGACCUGUGAAAUCACUGUUUUAGAUCCUGAAAUCAUCAGACUGGAUUGCUGAUGUUUCUGAUGCUAGCUAACGUAGGCAGCUGCUGUAUUUGUACAAACUGUGCACACACCGGUGCAGCUAAAAUACAGUGGUGGAAAAAAGUUUUCGGACACCCCAUACUUUUGUGAAAUAUUGCAUCAAGAAUCACUUAGGUGCAUUCUUCAGGUGCAAUCUCUUGUAGUACAAUCACAGCCAUAAUACUAAACAAAAUCCCCCCAAAAAGCCAUUAAAAACUUAAAAUUGAUUGGUUCCAUAAAAAUAGGAAAUUUUGAGUAUUGGGUCAUUUUGGUAGAAUUUAGUGUUUUGUAUUUGUUUGUGUCUGUCUAAUGCAGCCACACCUUUUGAAACAAAAAAAAGAUUUUUCCACCGAUAUUUCACAACAAUAUUUGAGAUCGUGUAAAAUUUUAAGGGUGUCUGCAAAGUUUUCUCCACCACUGUACGAGUUUCACAAGUCUUAGUCGCUGCUGUUCACUGUAGACAGGGUAAGUUACACUGAAUGAAAAUUCCUCGAAAGGAGAAGUCAGUGCAUUAAGUCGGCUUCAUAUUCACACCAGCAUUUCUGAAUAAUUUCCAUUUGUUAUCACCGUGUUAUUUUCAUACACAGCAGCGAACUGCAUUCAGCCAGUUGUUGAACAAGUGCAUCCAUUGCUCUGAAAGAACACAUUUUACUUGAACUUGCAUUGCACUGUUUUGCACCAGGUGCUACUUUGGUGAGACCUUUUGGACAGUAGAGCCUGAAUGGAAAUGGACAACCUUAGGCUGAGCAGUACUGUUGAAUUAGGGCAGAACUGCAUCAUCUAAACAACCAUGUAUCUCUGGAGUUGUUGAAGCAAUAUGGUUGCCCUUUUUAAAGCAUUUACCAGGCGUUAAAUGCUCAACAUUGGCUGGUCCCAGUUUAAUGGACAUUUUUAUACUUUAAUGUGUUUUAUAUGACUGUUAAUUGUCAUAAUCUGUAGUAUUUUAUCCCUGUCCUGCACAUGUCUGUCACCUAUGAUCCCAAAGAUGUCACUGCCAGUGCAAAAAAGUUAUUUUUUUAGAAAUAUAUGUAUUUUUUAUUCAGGCAUUAGUUUGCCUGUUUGAUAUCUGCCAAGGAAGUUUACAUAUUUCAGCGAGCAUUAUCCCUGUUGGUGUGUACAUAUUGUUAAAGCUAUUGUGUUUCUUAUUGCCAUCAAGUUCAUUGUCAGACAUUUCGUGUCAAGUCGUAAAAAUCUGGCAGCUUAGAGAGGACUGAAGGCCAGUAUGAACCUACUCCUCCUCUGAAAAGCCCCCUGGUCUAUGAAAAAUUCACCGAAGAGUUGUUAGGCGACAUUGUCCAUUGUUGGACAAUGGAAUAAUUGCACUUUGGCAUGAAAAACAGAGCUGCCCUGAAGGAUUACACUGAUACAGGUAGACUGCAGCAGUGGCAGAGACUAAUUAUUUAGCUUUUAAUCACGCUCUAUUUGUUCAGUAGGGAUUUAGAAAGACUGAUAAUGUCAACCUCCACUAGAAAGUCAAUAUUGGUGCACUUCAUGGAUUACAGGAUUGAGAAACAUCUUACUGGUCUUUCACUAACUAGAUCUUGUCUGUGAAGAUAAAAGAAGGAUUAAAAAUACAAAGACUGAGCAUUCAGCCACCUUGAUAAGCUUAUGGUGCUGGUCAUGUUCUGACCCAGAAUGCUUUAAAUGGUGACCAGGUGAAGAUAUUUUACAUGGAUGCUUAUCUUCUCUGGUUUUCCAUCAUUUUUUACCUGCUAGACCACCAAAAACCUACUAACAAGCUUACAAGGAUGCUAAGCUUGGGAGACUAUAUCCCACAAUUGUGACUCGAAGUAUGUACUUUACGUAGUUCAUUGUCUGAAGCAGCUCAAGGCCUAAUAGAAAUAUGAUUCUCCGUACAUCUUCCAGCAAAAUGCAGCCGAAAUGGACACUUUUUGGCUCAAGAACAGCAAAUUUUGACAAAAACUGCGCUGGAAUGCACUGCUUAAUUCACUGAUUUUUGUUGUGCAAACUCAAGCUUAAACCCACAUUUAUGGUUGAAAUUCUCCACUGAUUUCUUUUUAUUCCUGCUUCUGGAGCAGCCCUGAGAAGUUUGAAGGGCUCAACAUUACAUUUGCUCUCUUAAUAGCACAUAAAAAGACAGCUCGAAUGAAUGUACAGAGUUUGAGGACAUCCUGUUUAGCGGAUAUCCCAAACUGAAGCCUCUUUAACAAAAAGGCUGCUGAAGGCUGUGAAUGUAAGAAGAAUUCCUGCACUUCUCUAAAAACACAGAUGUAUCUAUAUUGAUACCGUAGUGCAUGAAAUAGUUUCCAGUUUGUGCUUCUGGUGGUUAACGCUGGAUGCUACUCAUGAAUGGCUGCUCUAUGCUAAUUUUUUCUAUGUAAAUUUGCAGAUGUCAUUUCUGUGCAGAAAAACAUUGGUUAGUAUUCUUGCAUGAAGAUUGGAAAUAGUCAAACGGAAGAAGAAGAAGUUUGUAUUUUUCACUGCCACAUUGCAGCAGAGUCAAUUUUUUUCUUCUUUGCAUAACCCAGUUUUCUGGUGAAGCGCAGGUCAGCAGACUUGCUCAAGGGCCCAACAGAGGCUUGUACCCCCCAACAGAGGCUUGUACCCCCCAACAGAGGCUUGUACCCCCCAACAGAGGCUUGUACCCCGCAACAGAGGCUUGUACCCCCCAACAGAGGCUUGUACCCCCCAACGGAGGCUUGUACCCCCCAACAGAGGCUUGUACCCCCAACCUUGUGAUCAGAGCCACAGCUAAAUGUCGAAAAGUCUCCCUAGCAGCAUCUCUAAAGCCCUUUAAUUGAUGUGUACAAGUCUCUACUGCUAAAUCUUUGCAAAAACUCACCUCUCAUUGUUAACUAACUGCCUGCUGAUGCAUAAACUCUCAACAAAGAAGUGGAAGUAUAUUACACAUGAUGUUCACGCAAUAGUUCUUUUUUACUCUAUGUAAAUAAAAAAUGUACAAUCUGCUUUUUAAAAAUAAAUUGUGUUUUAUGUAGUUUUGUAAAUGUAUCGUACAUUAUAACGAGUAUAUAAAUCACAAAGGUUUCCUAAGUAUUUUCUGCAUUAAAGAUUUGCUUCAUG